AGAAGCGGGCAGGAUGUUGAUGAUGUUUCUUCCUCCUGUUAACCAGUUAACUCUAACAGACAUAAAAUAGCAGUAGCAUAAUACAAAUGAAUGAAUUAGUUGUAGGUUUAGUUCUCGCGGAAAGGCAGCGGACAUGGCUGCCGGUGUCUUACUCUUUGUUGCUGUGAACCUCGCCUGUUUGUCUGUCAGUGGAAACUUGGCCUCUGGAGAAAGAUCAUUCUCUAUAGACUAUAAAAACAACUAUUUCCUCAAAGAUGGGAAGCCUUUUCAGUACAUCUCAGGCAGUAUUCACUACUCCAGAAUCCCACGGUACUACUGGAAGGACCGGCUCGUAAAGAUGUACAUGACUGGACUCAAUGCUAUCCAAGUAUAUGUGCCCUGGAACUUCCAUGAGGCAGUACAGGGGGUCCACAACUUCACAGGGGGACAAGAUCUGGAGCAUUUUUUGGAUCUGGCGAAUCAGACAGGUCUUCUGGUCAUCCUGCGUCCCGGACCAUACAUCUGUGCAGAGUGGGAAAUGGGUGGAUUGCCUGCGUGGCUACUUCAGAAACCAAACAUCAUACUUCGCUCAGCUGACGCAGAUUAUGUCGAGGCAGUCAGCAACUGGCUUGCUGUUCUUCUGCCCAAAAUGAAGCCAUGGCUUUAUAUCAACGGGGGCAACAUCAUUACUGUCCAGGUGGAGAAUGAAUAUGGAAGUUACUUCGCUUGUGACUACAACUACAUGCGUCACCUGCGGACUCUAUUUCGCUUCUUUCUUGGCGAAGACACGGUCCUGUUUACCACCGAUGGAAACACAGACAAGGAAAUGACAUGCGGGACUCUGGAAGGAUUAUAUGCCACAGUAGACUUUGGCACAGACACCAACAUAACUAAAGCCUUUAACCGGCAAAGAAGGUUUGAACCUCGAGGGCCCCUGGUGAAUUCAGAGUUCUACACUGGCUGGUUGGACCACUGGGGAGAUCAGCAUGCUGUGGUUGAGGCUCAGAAGGUCAGCAGAGUGCUAGGAGAAAUGCUAGCCAUGGGGGCCAACGUCAACAUGUACAUGUUUGAAGGAGGCACUAACUUUGGCUAUUGGAAUGGUGCUGAUCAUGACACGAAGUUCCGCUCAGUAGUGACUAGUUAUGAUUACGACGCCCCGCUCUCCGAGGCAGGAGACCCCACAGAGAAGCUGUUGGCCAUCAGAGAUGUCAUUAAGCAGUUCAGAGAUAUUCCCUCUGGCCCCAUGCCACCAGCAACUCCUAAGUUUGCCUAUGGCUUUGUGACCCUGAAAAAGGUUGGCAACAUCAGCGGUCUAUUGAACACCCUCUCACCCGUCGGGCCAGUGAAAUCCCAGUAUCCUCUGACAUUUGAAGAGAUGAAACAGUUCUAUGGAUACAUGCUUUACCGGACCACGCUGCCCCGGAACCUCUCGCAGCCUACACCACUUAUCUCUCCACUCAAUGGGGUUCAUGACCGUGCAUAUGUAUCCGUCAAUGGGGUUUUCCAGGGUCUUUUAGAGAGAGACACUAAGCUGGUGAUCAACGUCACUGGACAGCAGGGGGACACUGUGGACAUCCUCAUUGAGAACAUGGGCAGGGUAAACUUUGGCAGCAAGAUCAAUGACUACAAGGGCCUUUUGAGCAACCUGAUCCUGGGUAAAGAUGUACUGACUGACUGGAAGAUCUACCCUUUGGACAUCGAUGGAGCCAUUGCUGGUGGAUGGCCUCAUUCAGACAGUCAAAAGUCCUUCCCUGCCCCUGAGAAAGACCCUUCAGUUGGGCCAGUCUUCUACAUGGGAACCUUACAGCCCAACGGCCUCGCCUGGGACACCUUUCUCAAACUCAAUGAAUGGACAAAGGGUCAGGUUUGGAUUAAUGGUGUUAAUCUGGGACGAUACUGGCCAGCAAGGGGCCCUCAACUGACUCUUUAUAUCCCUGGACCCCUACUCAGCAGCACCCUGCCCAACAACAUCACAGUGCUGGAGCUGGAGGGGGCCCCAGCACACUUACGGGUUCUCUUCAUGGACCGGCCUCAGCUUAAUGUCAAAAAGUCUUAACAGAGGACACUUAGUUUAGUAGCACAACAUUUAGCUGUACAAAUUAUACAUCCCGAUAUCUGUAUGAAGCAACUUUGACUGAAGCCGAGUAAAACUAGUCCUCUGAACAAUUCACUUGACGCAGGAAAAUUUGCUCCAUGCUUUUUUCCAGAUUAUUUCGGUGGCAUUAAUAUUUAAUCACUUCAGAUAUCCGUGUAUCAUCUGUAGCCAAUUCUUUAUCAUCACAAUCCAAACUGCUUUAAAACAGCAGCUUCAAUAAAAAAGUGAUUCAUUGA
Messenger RNA from Perca fluviatilis (European perch), 2310 nucleotides. RefSeq names its product galactosidase, beta 1-like (gene glb1l). Gene Ontology annotation, cellular component: vacuole. Gene Ontology annotation, molecular function: beta-galactosidase activity. Gene Ontology annotation, biological process: carbohydrate metabolic process. The record is from RefSeq and is a predicted model, not a curated record. NCBI's taxonomy places the organism in Eukaryota, Metazoa, Chordata, Actinopteri, Perciformes, Percidae. The coding region runs from base 134 to 2035 and encodes 633 amino acids. The transcript has 16 exons.